Molecule: messenger RNA, 1224 nt
Organism: Corvus hawaiiensis (hawaiian crow)
Lineage: Eukaryota; Metazoa; Chordata; Aves; Passeriformes; Corvidae
Product: extensin-like
Exons: 2
Coding region: 1-1224 (407 amino acids)
Source: RefSeq, a predicted model, not a curated record
AUGUUGGGACGAGGCAGAGAAGGCAAAGGACCCGGAUGGCGGCGUCACGUGACCACGAGCGUCGCGCCCCGUCAGGGGGCGGGACCAAGCGCGGGGCGGGGCCUGGGCGGGGGCGGGGCCUGGGCCCGGGUGGGUUCGGGGCUGUUGGCGCCGCCCGCGCCGAGCUCGGGGGGAGGGCAGUGGGGGAGGGACCUUCGGGACCGCGACGGGAACCCCGCGACGGGAACCCCCCCACCGGCACCCCCCACCGACACCGCCCACCGGCACCCCCCCACCGGCACCCCACACCGGCACCCCGCCACCGGCACCGCCCACCGACACCCCCCACCGACACCCCCCACCGGCACCCCCCCACCGACACCGCCCACCGGCACCGCCCACCGGCACCCCCCACCGGCACCCCCCCACCGGCACCGCCCACCGACACCCCCCACCGGCACCCCCCACCGACACCCCCCGGCAGUGACACCUCCGGCACCCAAGGCACCACGGACCCCCGAGCCCCGACACCCCCGGGAUGUCCGGAGCUCCCGGGCAGCGACACCUCCGGGCAGUGACACCCCGGACACUGAGACGCCCCAACACCGUCACUCCCCGAACCCCACGACGCUGGGAUCCCUGGGCACUGACACCCCCCGGGAUUCCCGAUCACUGGGACCCCCGACACCAGGAGCCCCGGACACGGCCCCGCCAUACACCGACACCCCCGGGCACCACCGACACCCCUGGCAGCCCCCCGAGACCCCGAUUCCGGCACCGCCGGGCACGCGACCCUCUGGGCACCAGCACCCCCGUCUACUGACACCCAGGGACCCCCGGGCACCGACCCCCGAGGAACACCGGGCACCGGGACCCCCGGGCACGAGGAUCCCCGCGACCUCCAAGCACCGCACCGGGACCCCCGGGUACCGCAGUGGGACCCGCGCUCCCGAGACCCCCGUGUCCUCCCGGGAGCGGCUCAGGAAGCGUCCGGGGGGACGGUGCCCGGAGCUCGAGGCUGAGCUCGGGGCUAACCCCGGGGCCGGCCCGGGGGCCUCCCACCUGGUUCUGGGGGGGUCCAUGCCCCCAGGGACCCCGACAUGGGCGGAGGGCGAAAGGGGUGUCCCGGGGGGGGCGACACACCAGCACAUCCCAUCUCCCGUUCGUGGGGAAUCAGCACUUUAUUUGGAUCUGGAGGGGCUCGGGGGGCCCCCCCGGGUUUCGGAGGCCGGGUAUGCCCCAUGA